Onychostoma macrolepis is the source of this 7740-nucleotide messenger RNA. RefSeq names its product MINDY lysine 48 deubiquitinase 2 (gene mindy2). The transcript is spliced from 10 exons. Gene Ontology annotation, biological process: protein K48-linked deubiquitination. The record is from RefSeq and is a predicted model, not a curated record. Lineage: Eukaryota; Metazoa; Chordata; Actinopteri; Cypriniformes; Cyprinidae. Gene Ontology annotation, molecular function: K48-linked deubiquitinase activity; cysteine-type carboxypeptidase activity; cysteine-type deubiquitinase activity. Gene Ontology annotation, cellular component: cytosol; cell periphery. Bases 388 to 2538 code for a protein of 716 amino acids.
UAUCGUUACAAACCCCUUUGACUUUCUUUUUUAGGUGAAAUACCAAGAAGAUGUGACAGGCUCAUUCUCCAUUCACUUUCUUCGCCUCGGACUGUAACGUUAACUGCCUGACAUCUCUUUUGUGCUUCACGUAAGAAAAAGUCAGGCAGGUUUGGAACGAAAAAAAAAAAAAUCGGUGAGUAAACGAUGACAUAAUUCUCACGUCUGGGUGAACUAUCCCUUUAAGCUGCUAGUAAAGUGUCAUACAGUUAGCGGUUGUGUGCAGCCGGACUCGCUCGUGAGUGUCUGUGAAGGGGUGACGUCAGAGGUGGAGAUGUCAUGGCGUCGUCGGAGCUGAGACUGGAGCUUGCCAUCUAGUUAAAGGUUGUCGUCGAUGCGUUCAGCGAAAUGGAGAAGAAUGCAAACCCUCAUCGAGACGCGGGAGGAAGUGUCCUGUGCACCGCUAUCCCCGCAGAACCCGCGGAUAUCAAAACAGUGGGCGGAAUAAAAGAUGUCUGCGAGAAGAGAGAGACUUUGAGUACUUGUGCAAGUGCUAGCGGUGCUAAUGCUACACCCUGCACACAGACAUCAGAUGCUGCUGAGACAGUCAGCAAGAGCGGUUCACCAGAGACGCUGUCUGCAACGGAUCAGCUGAGCAACGGGAUGGGAUACGAACCGUCGACGACCGCUGCUGGGAAUAAGGAGGGUGGCACCUCAAAGUUAGUAAACAACCUCGCGGGAGAGCAGCCCGACAUCAGUAACGUGCAAGCGGACGGUUUGGAUGGAGGGACGCAAGAAGCGACGAAGCUGGCCAAGUCUGCUUGUUUGUGCUCGGACAAAGCAAAAUCCGCGAGCUCGAAUUCAAACGAUCACACUGUUUCCGAGGGUCCUCCGAGUGGGAGUGAGCCCAGCAUCGCAGGGGAGUCCCGCAGCUUUGAUUCACUGGAGUCCUUCUCCAACCUCAACUCCUGCCCGAGUUCAGACCUCAACAGCGAGGGACUGGAGGACAAGGGACUGGCUUUGGCAAUUCAGAGUGAAUACGGGGCCGAGGGAACCAAAAUCCCCUGUCCUAAAGACAGGGUGGCCGGUCAGUCGUUGUACCACAUCAAGUGGAUAAAGUGGAAGGAGGAGAACACGCCUAUCAUCACACAGAACGAGAACGGGCCGUGUCCGCUGCUGGCUAUUAUGAAUGUCCUGCUAUUGUCGUGGAAGGUCAAGCUGCCACCAAUGAUGGAGAUAAUAACAGCAGAGCAGCUGAUGGAAUAUCUGGGAGACUAUAUCCUUGAAGCCAAGCCAAAAGAGAUCUCGGAGGCUCAGCGGCUGAACUACGAACAGUGGAUAUACAGAUGCUGUAACCACAUCAUUCUAGGGGAAAAAAAAACAAACACGACUCAAAAGUUUGUGAAUAUGAGUGAUGCUAUGGCAGUGCUGCAUAAACUGCAGACAGGUCUGGAUGUAAACGUUAAGUUCACAGGUGUGCGGGUGUUCGAAUACACGCCCGAGUGCAUCGUCUUUGACCUGCUGGAUAUCCCACUCUACCACGGAUGGCUGGUUGACCCACAGAUGGCUGAUAUAGUUAAGGCGGUGGGGAACUGUAGCUAUAACCAGUUGGUAGAAAAGAUAAUCAGCUGUAAGCAGUCAGACAACAGCGAGCUGGCCGGGGAAGGUUUUGUGGCAGAGCAGUUUCUGAACAGCACAGCGACUCAGCUAACAUACCACGGCCUGUGUGAACUCACUUCAACUGUACAAGAGGGAGAACUGUGUGUCUUCUUCAGGAACAAUCACUUCAGCACCAUGACCAAAUUUAAGGCCCAGCUGUACCUGCUGGUAACGGAUCAGGGGUUUCUCACUGAGGAGAAGGUGGUUUGGGAAAGUCUGCAUAAUGUCGACGGAGAUGGAAACUUCUGCGACUCAGAGUUCCGUCUGAGGCCGCCCUCUGACCCAGAAACUGUGUACCGUGGUCAGCAAGACCAGAUCGAUCAGGACUACCUGAUGGCGCUGUCCCUACAGCAGGAACAGCAGGCCUCAGAUCUGGGUUGGGAACAGAUCCCAGAAGGCAUCAGUGACCUAGAGCUGGCCAAGAAGCUGCAGGAGGAGGAGGACCGCAGAGCGUUACAGUACUAUCAGGAGCAGGAGCAGGCACAGGCAGCAGCAGCAGUGGCUGCGCAGGCACAGCAGGUGCUGACCAGGUGGAUAGAGUGGCAGCCGCUGGAGCCUCAGCGGGGGGAGCCACGGCUUCUCCAAGCCCAGGCAAACAGCCCUCAACGGGGGAACGCAAACCCAAGAAAGAAGCCAAGGACAAAGACAAAUGCAUCUUGUUGUAACAGCAGUGGACUCUGUGUGGAGUGUGAAACGGGCAGCAGUUUAAUUCCAGUGGCUCUGCAAUGCAUCUCCCAGCGUGAGGUGGAGAAAGAACAGGCGGCAGAGAUGAAGUGUGACCGAUGGAGAGGACUUGCCAUUCUCAAGCCACUUGUGCCUGACUUUAACCCUCAGAGUUCUGAAGAUGCAGACAAGAAGAGAGGGGUGUCACUACAAGGACUAUCACUACAUCUUUCGUAGAGCUGGCCAAAUGUUCUCAGCAGGAAAUCCACUGCAGUGCACUAUAUUUGUGUGGGGUCACCAGGGAGGGUGGUUUUUUGUAGUAAAACAAGGUAAUGUACACAUAGCACUAGGCAAAAAAGUACCCCCCUCCCUCCAAAAAAAACUACAAAAACAAAUGGAAAAAAAAAAACAUGGCACCACUUUUUUUUCAUUAUACAAAGCAUUUUCUUUUUUGUGUUGAUUUCCGUUAUUGCUGUUGUUUAUAAGCUAUUUUAUACCAGUUUACCCGUAUAUAUGCAUAUGUAGAUUUGUUGUAUUGGUCAGUUUCUGUUGUUUGACUGAAGGAUAUCUGAGAUCUUUUAAUGAAAGACCGUUCACAUGAGCAGGUAGCAAGCCAACCGGUCGCUUGGCAAAGGUGAUGUCUCAGGACAUGAUGUAGGCCACCGUAGUUCUUUGCCUGGCAGUUUGAUGCCAAAUUUUUCAUUGUUAAUAUUGUAGGAGAAGUAACUUACUUUUUAGAGAGAGAGAUCUUGAUAAAACAAAUGCAUUCAAAAAGGGUUUCCUUAUUAGGCAGUUGAAAAUCCAGUUGGUUAUAUAGAUGCGUGUACAAAAGAAUGAUUUUUGCCAAUAGGACAAUAACUGUUAAUAUCAGUGAGCAACUGUCUACCAUUAAUGUAAAUAGCUUUAAAAUAUCACAAUCAGUAGGUUACAUAAAAAUACAUGGCCAAGUUUUUGCUUUGCCCCACCCCUUUUACAUUUCAGCCAAAUGUCUGGUUCAUAUUUGCCUUAUAAGAUGAAGUAUAGGAGUAGGAUCAUUGUCCAUGAAAUUUGGCAUCGCUCAAUGAACUACAGUGUUAUUGCCCAAAAACCGAAUGGUUCUUGUAAAAAAAAAAAAUCGUCUUUGAUCACAAUGGUUUGUUUUCCUCCAGCAAGUGGUCAAACGAUAUCGGUUUUACAAAUGGCCGAUGUCAGUACUGAAAUAUGGAGAGCAGGUUGGCUGAUUGCUGAUAGAAAUAACAAGAGGAGAUUUAACACUUCAGUUAAUCGGCCAUAGUCUGGAAAUGGCUGAACAUUGGCCGAAGCGAACUGAUAUAUCGGUCUAUCGCUAGGCCUAGCUAUAAAUUUCACACUCUUUCAUGUACAUUGUACAUACUCAUUUACACUAUAUGGAUGUAAGGUAGGAAAGGAUUACUCGAGCCCAUUCUGUUCCAGUGCUGCCUCCUGAGAGACAAGGUCUUUUCUAUCCAAACAUUCCAGCUAUAUGCCUUGAACUGAGCAUUGUACUGAGCUUUACACUCAGAGAAGCACUAAUGUCGGGCUAUUUUAAACUGUUGUUCUGCUCUCGCAAUGCAAGAAUGAACAACUCCUGCAUGUAGAAGAGCCUCAUGAUGGUGUAGUCAAUCGAACAGACUGGUUACAUAGGAGCACAGUAGCUGCUGUUUUUGCUAGUCGUGGGCUGGAGCUGUUCAUUUGACGUUUGGUCCCCCAGUGGCCAAUACUCUCUGUAUAUAAAAAGCCUUACAAUAUUUACAGUAUCUUUUAUACCGACAAAAGUAGGUGAGAGACAAGACUGAGACAAUCUGUAGACCUUACCAUAGACCGAAAACCGCACAGGCCUUCACAGAAGGAACAUAUCCAUGAGUGUCUUGCAAACAGUUUGAGGUGUGUUAGCUUACUUGGUAAUGGAUAUAGAUUCAAACUAUGUAAAAUGUGAAACACAGGGUUUAAUUUGAAAUAGUCCCCUUUGGUAAGGCUCGUUCACACCAGAAUCGUUGAAAAAGUCAGUUGCGACACUACCAUAGAGUUUCAUUGGAAGAGGGAAUACGGAAGUAACGCAUUCCGAAACAAUAUUUUUAGCGCUUAACUCCAUGCAUUUCAUUGUGCCCCAAGCUAAUUCACUGGUAAUUUGAUUAAAUGACUGGAUUUAUUUAUUUUUAUUUUUUAGUUAAUGUUCAUUGUUAGAUAGUAUCUACUUAAAUUCUAAUGUAGUCUACGCUAUGGAAGCAAGCCCCCUUCCCUCCAAAAUUGAACAGGGGGGGGGGGGCUGGGGUGAACGGAUUAAGGCUACUAUAAAUAUAGUUAACAUAACAACAUUAUGCGUUAAUAUUUACCGAAAAUUGCUUUAAAUAUAGAGUCGCUGCUGCUAUCUGUCCCACUUAAACUAUUCAAACUGGUUUUUAGCGCCAGUUGGUUUGGAACUAUUGCGACUAUAUGAACCACGUGGCGGCGAGAUUUGUCUCAACUCUUUUUCAGCGGCUCUGGUUCACAAUAAGAACGAUAACUAUAUAUGGACCUUAGGAUAGCGCCAAAGAUUAUAGAAAUAGUAGCGCCAUGUUUAAUUUUAAAAGCGUUCACGUCAACACGAAGUACAGUCAAUCAAUGGAUUGUACUGUUGUUUAACAACAUAAAGGUUCAGCUGACGAAAUGUCCUUACAGAUAAAAAAAAAAAAAAAAUCAAAAACAAUUUAGAAAGUUGUGAGUUGGGAAAAUUACACAAUCAAGAACCUUUGUACAGUGUGUCAUUGUAAAAAAAAAAAAACUAAGUCUGUCACGCACAGCCUCGUUUUCAUCGUCGUUACGUCAAAUUCAAUAUGGCGUCUAAUCUGACUAGAGUCCGCGCCAACGAAUAAUAACGCUAUGUUUAUUAUAAGCGCGCUGUAGUUAUGUAUUAAAUGCUCUAGAUUUUUAAAGUUUUAGUCGUUCUUAAGCUUAAAAAAACGUUCUGAAAUUCCAUUGUUUCUCUGUAGAAUACGCAAUGUCAUAGAAAUUGGAACGCUUAUUAAAACUAUAGUUAUCGUCCUUGAUAUGAACAGCCCUAUAAACUUUAUAGUUGUAACUACUAACUAAUAUUUCAACCCCAAAUUGGGCGUCUAAGAGAAAUCGUAAAUAAGUUUUUUUUUUUUCAUGUUGUUACCUGAGAUUAAUUGGUUGGCAUACUAAUAUUGUUCAGCCAGAAAGUGCACAAUAGUCUGUAUUUGUCAUGUUCUUAUCAUUCCCCUAGAAGGUACACUAUAAUAACAUCUAGGGUUAUGGUAAGGUUACACAUUCACUAUGGUUUUACACUACACAAACUAUAGAUUUACAUUCAUAAAUAUCAGUGAGCUUCUUUCACCUCUGUAACUGGUGUCAUGGUAGGAAGCACAAGCUAGUCACCUAUAGAGUUGGGAGAGAAAUGUCUUAAAGGGUUUGUACUGGGGUUGGUGCGGUGAAAUGGAAUGAUAUUAUGUAAAUCAUCCGUUUUCAUCUAACUUGGGAGAACAAACAUUUCAUUCUGUAAACAAGCUGAAACUAAGGUUUUGAUUCAAACACUUCCUCAACUGUUACACUUGCAGGUCAGGUUAAAUAUGGACAUUCCAAGGUGCUUUUGAUCAGUGGCAUGUCUAGUAAAGAAGUGAUUAAGGACAAUGUGCAACAGACUUCUUCAGCACACACAAUAUGUACCCACUGUGCAUUAGUUUGUUAUUUGUAUUGAUAGCCAAUAACUUUAUUAUUCUGUAAUGUGCUUCAGCUUUAACCAUUUGCUUCUAAAUUGAUCUUGUUAAUUGCAGAUGUAUAAAUUGUCACAAGAACAUACUUGUUAGUGGGAUACAUACUGAAAUGUCAUAUUUAUAGAAAGGGGGGGGGGGGAAGUUGGAGUGCAGUCCUUUAUGGAGGAUUUGUGGGUGCAAUCUCCAUAAAGAAAACAGAAAGCCCAUUUCAGAGUAAAUAGAUGGAUAAUGGCUUCAAACUGUUUAAUAUAUUAAGCUAACGCUAUUUUUGACCUCCAAAUAAUAUCAGUAAAUAUUCCAAGGCUUGGUUGGCCAUUGGUGUGCAGCACCCAUUGAAGCUCCAUUAUAGGUCCUAGACCGUUUUAGUUCUUUAUGCACUGUAACAUUGACUGCACUAGAUGAGAAAUAUACCUCUUUUUAUACAAAAUUAGAAUCACCAGUUUUGUCUUGUUACAGCUGAACCUGAUUCAUAACACUCAAUAAAUAUCAUUUUUGCAAUAAGGCUUAUACUUAUGGAGCUUAAAGAACUGAUUGUUAUAAGGAACUUUCUAAUGGUUCAGUUUCACACUAAAUGCUGCCAUUUAGAUGUUUCUUGCCCUUCCAGAUAGGAAAUGUUUGCAAGACUUCUCAUGAAUAUAAUUAGAUGUUUUCAUAUCUUAGUGCCAUCAAGUGAUAUGGGAAUGAAAGCAACAAAUGAUGAAACCGCUUUUGACUGAGUUGAUACAUGUUGACAGUUUGAUUAAAACUAAUGCCCAGGGAGGGUAAUUGUCUUCUGAAUUUCAAGUAAUAUUAAAAUGCCACACAUUACACACGGCACACAUGCUUUCUGCCAAUGAUGGGAACUGGAAAGUUUUCUCCUGGUGCAUUUGUCUUGUCAAUAUUACCGGGUCAGUUCACGAUGGAAAUGCAGUUGUGAUGCAUGUUUAACAACUGAAUACAUGUGCUUCUAAGUCAUUUUAAGAAACAGUCCCAUUACAAUUUCUAUUUUAUAUCCUUUAUAUGUGUAUAUUUACACAAAACAUUUUAACUUAGCAAAAAGAAAGGACAAAAAAAUAAAUAAAAAUAUCAGGAUAUUAUAAGGGUCAACCUUCCAUUGUGUGUAAGGUUCAUUAAUGACCAAAAACAUUUAUGUAGCCCAACAGUGUCAAAGUAGAUGGACAACUUUUCUGUAACAAAUGCCUUAGACGAGGGACAAUACGUCUGAUUAAAGGAAAUCUGGUCCGUGAGUCUGUGUGAUUCUUCUGAUUGUCAUUCACAGUCUUCAACUUCAGAUUUUCGAAAGUUUUUCCUUCCACAGACUCAACUGUGGGCGGAUACGGCUGCACAUACAGAAGCAAACUAUACAGAGAUGGUCAUAAUCCACAUAAUUUAAUAAAGUUGUAGAAUCAUCAAAAAGCCACAUACUGAAAUGUUAACGGAAUUACAGAUGUGUCCAGUGCUACACGCAGUAGUCUGCCCAAAGCAUAUGAGAGUAUUUGAAACAUGAAGUUAAGGUUAUCUAAACAAACACUGGUUAAGAAAUAAGCUGUACAUUUGCACCUAUAGAAUGCCAGGAGAACAUGUAUGCGCACAAAGGUUGUUUACAGGUCACCAGAGAACAGUUCAUGAAACAAAAACCUACAUGUAAAGCCUUUUAUAAAGACAACAAAAUCAACCAAAUUUAAUCUUUACAAUUAUCUAAUGGCUAUAAGUUCAGCCAAUUAAAAACAUCAGAAGUUCAAAAAAAAAAAAA